Messenger RNA from Echinops telfairi (small Madagascar hedgehog), 567 nucleotides. RefSeq names its product mesogenin 1 (gene MSGN1). The record is from RefSeq and is a predicted model, not a curated record. NCBI's taxonomy places the organism in Eukaryota, Metazoa, Chordata, Mammalia, Afrosoricida, Tenrecidae. The coding region runs from base 1 to 567 and encodes 188 amino acids. Gene Ontology annotation, molecular function: DNA-binding transcription factor activity, RNA polymerase II-specific; RNA polymerase II cis-regulatory region sequence-specific DNA binding; protein dimerization activity. Gene Ontology annotation, cellular component: nucleus. The transcript has a single exon. Gene Ontology annotation, biological process: regulation of transcription by RNA polymerase II; mesoderm formation.
AUGGAUAACCUGCAGGAGACCUUCCUCAGCCUCGAAGAUGGCUUGGGUUCCUCAGACAGCCCUGACCUUCUGGUCCCCUGGGACUGGAAACACAGGGCCGGGCCAUUGGAGCUGAACCAGCCUUCCCCUUCUCAGAGUCUUUCUCCAGCUCCAUCCCUGGAAUCCUAUUCUUCCUCGCCCUGUCCAGCUUCGGCUGGGCUGCCCUGUGGGCACGGUGGUGUCGGUGACCAGGGUGUCGAUGCCUGCAGUGGCCUUGGGACCAGUGGCCUGGUCGAGGUGGACUACAACAUGUUGGAUUUCCAGCCCAGCUAUCUGCAAGGUGUUGGCCUCCCCAAGGUGCAGAGGGGCACCAAAGUCAGGAUGUCUGUCCAGCGGAGAAGGAAGGCCAGUGAGAGGGAGAAGCUCAGGAUGAGGACCCUGGCAGAUGCUCUGCACACCCUCCGGAAUUACCUGCCACCUGUCUACAGCCAAAGAGGCCAGCCGCUCACCAAGAUCCAGACACUGAAGUACACCAUCAAGUACAUCGGGGAACUCACCGACCUUCUCAACAGUGUCAAGAGAGCCUAA